CCUCAAAACUCAAAGCCUUUGAAACAACACAAGUCCAGUGUCUGAAAUUCGAUCAUCCACGGUGAUCAAAGAGGAGGUAGACCUCAACCGAGCACAGCCAUUCCGUCGUCCUCUCCAAGUUCUUGCCGUACUCUUUGGCUAACUAUGGCGGAAAGCACACGCCGGUUGCCAUCUUGGAUGCUCACUACCCCGCCGCCUGCUGCUAGCAGCGAUGCCGACGAACAACAACCCAAGACCAAUACGAGCAAGGGAGGGCAUCUCAAGGUUUCCCCGAGGAACGGCAACGCUAAAAAGAGAAAGAAAGCCGAUCGAGGCGAAACUGCAGUUUCUCAAACUACUCCCGGCGGCGAUGGUGUCUCAAUUACAGUUGAGCCCCCGGGGGACGAUCGCCUCCUCACGGUUCAAGACCUAGUCGCCAUCGCCGAGGAGUACGUCAGAGCAGCUAACGAUGUUGGAUCAGAGAAAAAUCCGUCUAUCAAGGGAGAACGGCGAUCACGAGCCGUCUCUUCCGGGAUUGAUUUGCAAGGCGGUGUUACUGUUAAUAAGCACAAUUCACCCAACGCUUCUUGUAGCUCAAUGCAGAAAUCGACCGCAGAACAAAUCCCCGAAACUGUCAGCACAGCAGGGGAUCCUGCGCAGGACAUGCUGCAUCUCUUUCUAGGCCCCUUGCUCGCGAAACCGGUUACGAAUGAAAAGAACGAUGUAUCAAGCAGAAUGGAUUUGGACUUUGCUUUUGAUGCAAUGAGGCAUUCUCACAAUCAUGUUGAGGCAGCAGCGGUCCCUCCAUUGAAAGAAAAGAAGAAGAGCAGUCUUAGAGACAAGGUCUCUGGAUUGACAAAGGAAAUAUGGGCAGAUUUCUGAGGUUUGUAGACAGAAGCAUGAUCCCUUAGCAUUUCAUUUUAAUAUGCUUGAGAAUUUACAGAGAGUACAAUGACUAUUUUCUGCAAAUUAUAGAGCACCCAAUGACUAUUUUCUGGAAACUAUCACCGCAUUGUGCUUGAUUUUACACAGUUCAAGUGCCUCUGGUCAGCCAUUGUACCUCAUCUUUUUCCUUCUUCCUAGUCAUUGGAUGGAUGCUACUCAUUGCUUGUUGUUUCAGAUGGGUUUUCAUUUUGAGUAUUAAAUUGUGCCAAUUGAUGCUUGGAUUGUGAAGGCAAUCAUUUGCAGGUUAAGGGAUCUUUAAUAAUGAUGCUGGUAUGAAGUGCUAGUCAAUGUAAGGACAAGAAGGACGAAGAUUGUGCCUGCAGGAACAAUCUGUUUCAGACAGACUUUUCAGAUUAACAUAAUAUGAGACAUGUUUGCUCCAAAAGAUGCCCAGCUUUCUUGCUAUUUCCUUCUUCUUGGAUAUUGAUUUCCAAAGUGCUUGGAUUUUUCUUUGUAACAUCCAUUGAUGUCACUUGACUUUGGCACCCAGCUCGUGUUUCGUUUCCUCAUGCUUACUGCAUAACGAUAAGUAUGCAUCAUUAUAAUCAUCAGGGCUGUCGUGUCAAGAGCUCCUUGCUUGUUAAUUUUUCUACUUUUAGUUACGAUGAAUUUUUCAUUAAUGUUUUCGUCCAUUGCAGGCAGAUCAUCUAACUAUCGGUGUGUGCUCUCAUUAUGCGAUUUUCACAUGUUAUAUGAUGAUCAUCUCCACGUUCACUGGGUGAUGCUUGAUCAGCUUAUGACUGCUGUGGCUCUCUGUUUAGGCAGGUAUUAUCAGAAAGAUCAUCAUUAUCAUGUUUUAAAAUGCCUCUUUCAUCAGUGCCUUGUUAAUUAAUAUAGAAUAAUAUUUUUCUCAUGCAACUAAAAUCAAAUGUGAAGCCUUCCUUUUCAUAGAAGUAACCACAGCCGGCUGGUUUGCGGUGUUUACUAUGCAGUACGUGCGCUGUAGAUGUUGAUUUGCGUUAUAUCUGUAGACGGUUUGACCGAGGUUCUUUUUCUCUUCUCUAUCCCCUUGUUUCCCUGGGGAAACUCCAACUGUUUUACGAAGGUACCAAGGCUACUGAAGUUAACAACGCAACUCAGAAGAUGAAUCAGUUUGCACUCAGGAAUAAGGGUGGAUUCACGAAGUUUCUUUUUAUCCUUUCUCUCAAGAAUUCCAACCUCUGUGGGAACCCACUAAAACUACUCCGGAAGAAAUCGGCUUGGUAUCAGGAAGAAGUCAAACUUCCCUUAUUUCAGAAGAAUGUAAGAGUGGAUUCUCUUCUCUGCUGUUCUUUUUUUUGUCUGUCAUUCCUUGUCGGUUUUCUUAUGCUGAAUCAUGCACGAAAAUGUUUGCUUCAAAAUACUUUAUUUUUAGUGCUGUGAUUUUUUUUAUUAUCUGCACCUGUGUCCUUUUUUCUUACAGUUGAUGACAAAGGCCCAAUGGCAAUCUUACAACAAUCUGCUUUCACAUGUCCAUAUCCACGUGUGGGUGGUUUUGAUAUCUGUUUUUUCUUGCUCGCGCAUGUGGAAGGGAAGAAAAGGAUGCUAUAAUU
This is a messenger RNA of Linum trigynum, 2456 nucleotides long. The record is from the annotation of a GenBank genome assembly. Lineage: Eukaryota; Viridiplantae; Streptophyta; Magnoliopsida; Malpighiales; Linaceae.